Messenger RNA from Salvelinus namaycush (lake trout), 759 nucleotides. Its product is annotated as cytochrome b-c1 complex subunit 6, mitochondrial-like. Gene Ontology annotation, biological process: mitochondrial electron transport, ubiquinol to cytochrome c. NCBI's taxonomy places the organism in Eukaryota, Metazoa, Chordata, Actinopteri, Salmoniformes, Salmonidae. Bases 121 to 426 code for a protein of 101 amino acids. The transcript is spliced from 4 exons. The record is from RefSeq and is a predicted model, not a curated record.
CCUAACACGUCCUCCAGAUCAAAACUGGUGAUCUAACGUUAGGUCGUGUGUCUUCUGCCGGUGUUGUCCUUGCCAAUUUUAGGACUAUAAUCAUGGUUUUCGAAAACAAAAUGUUAAUGAAUGGGGAGCCUGAUGAUGAGGUGUAUGUUGCACCCCACUAACGUUGUCACUGACCAGGAGGAAGAGGCACCGGCAGAGGAAGAAGAAGAGGAGGAGGAAGAAGACAUGGUGGAUCCCUUAGAAACAAUACGGGCAAAGUGUGAGGCGUCAGAGCACUGCGCCCACACAAGGGAGAGGCUGGAGGCCUGCACGGCUCGAGUGGGCUCAAGAUCACACACUGAGGAGGAAUGCACAGAGGAACUCUUCGACUUCCUACAUGCACGGGACCACUGUGUAGCGCACAAGCUCUUCCACAACGUCAAAUGAACUUGUCAAUUCCAGUAGUUUAUUGCAGCUGUGGAAUCUGUUUUAAAUAGUACAGAUGUGCAGUGUCAGGGAAGGCUUGAGACCAGAGCCUGUGUUCUACCCAUGAAUGUUAAUACAUCUUGUUAAUAGUUUUUUUCUGGACAAAAUACAGUUCUGUAAACACCAGCAACCUGAGCCAUUACACAUAUGUACAUUUUAGACUGUGUAUGGCCAACUUGCUGCUUGUAUUGGUGAUUAAUGCAAACUUCUCAGAUCUUUGUGGCCAGUGAAUGAAGACUGGCCAGGUGACUAACCACUCAGGAGUUUUACUGCAUUAAAAUUCCAAGCACUGCA